Molecule: messenger RNA, 1530 nt
Organism: Setaria italica (foxtail millet)
Lineage: Eukaryota; Viridiplantae; Streptophyta; Magnoliopsida; Poales; Poaceae
Product: zinc finger protein WIP6
Exons: 2
Coding region: 106-1173 (355 amino acids)
Biological process (GO): regulation of gene expression; anatomical structure development
Cellular component (GO): nucleus
Molecular function (GO): DNA-binding transcription factor activity
Source: RefSeq, a predicted model, not a curated record
CGCAGAGAGAGCAAGCUCUAGGUAGAGCUAGCCCUCUCUUCCUCCAACACUUGUUUCUCCCCUCCCUUCCCCUCAAGCUAAGCCUUUGUCACUGAAUCUUUGGUCAUGCAGCACAGCUACAGAGCCAUGCACCCGUACACCCACCCCUACCAGCACCACGCCGCCUCCGCCGUUCCCCCCAGCAACAAGCAACACGGCGACGACGAUGACGACCAGUCCAUGCUCCUCCUCUCCCUCUGGCCUCCCGGCCACCACCACCACUCAUCCUACUCGGCAUGCUCCUCCCCCUCCAUCGUCUCCACCACCACCUCCAUGUCCAUGGCCGCCGCGACCGCCGCCGCUUCCAACCCUUGGCUCAGCAGCCACCACCAGAGUCACUACAACGGCGGCGGAGGGAGCAGCAGCAGCCACAGCAGCUUCCUGUUCCACGAGCAGGCGGAGCCCGACGUGAGCAUAUCGCUCUCCAUCGCCCCGCCGUGCGGCAGCGCGGGCUUCGCCACCGCCCCGGCGGCGCCGUCGACGGUGACGACGACCGUGGCGCCGGGCGGCGGCCAGCAGGUGCCCAGCCAGUACUGGAUCCCCUCCGCCGCAGAGAUCCUCGUCGGCUCCACGCAGUUCUCCUGCGCCGUCUGCAACAAGACCUUCAACCGCUUCAACAACAUGCAGAUGCACAUGUGGGGCCACGGCUCGCAGUACCGCAAGGGCUCCGAGUCCCUGCGCGGCGCGAUCACGGUGGGCACGGCGCCGCCGGCGUCGCUGAUGCGGCUGCCGUGCUACUGCUGCGCCGAGGGGUGCCGGAACAACAUCGAGCACCCGCGUGCUCGCCCCCUCAAGGACUUCCGGACGCUGCAGACGCACUACCGCCGGAAGCACGGCGCGCGGCCGUACGCGUGCCGGCGGUGCGGGAAGCGGUUCGCCGUGCGCGGCGACUGGCGCACCCACGAGAAGAACUGCGGCAGGCUCUGGUUCUGCGUCUGCGGUUCCGACUUCAAGCACAAGCGCUCGCUCAAGGACCACGUCCGCUCCUUCGGCGGGGGGCAUGCGCCGCACAUCGUCGAGUCCGUCGCCGGCGUCGGCGGCGCCGACGACGACGAGGAGGACGACGACGAACACGACGACGCCGACCUGCAGAUGGUGGACGACAACGGCGGCUCCGACAUGGUCGUCGUCUAGUCUAGCUGUUGCGCUAGAGGCUGAUAGAUGAUCUAGCAAGCCACUGUAGACAGCCGGCCGGUCACCUAGGACAAGUUCGCUGCUGCUUAUCAUCACUAUCAUUAGCUAGUUUCUUCCCUCUUAAUUAGUAAUAUUUCAUGAGUAGUAGUAGUAGUAAUCACAUGUGUGUCGAUCGAUCAGCUAGCAAGGUGUUAGUGUUAAAAAAAACAACCUUGACACCGUACUGCCCAGACAGAGAGAUGCCGAUCGAGUUCUUAGGGAGUUUGUGACGACUGUGCGUACGGUACGGUGUGUCAAGUGUCAUGGUCAUUUCUUGUACCUAUCGUGUGGUCUUUAUCUGUGCCCAAAGUUCUACCA